AUGUCGACCAUUCUGCGUACGCUGCGCAACCUGCGCCGCGUCGGACUCAAGGAUGCCGGACACCAGAUGCAGUACAUCGGCGACACCAAGGCCGGCACCCUCAUCGGCUCGGACAGAUACGGCAACAAGUACUUUGAGAACCUGGCUGAGGAGCUGCCCCUGAGAACGCGCUGGGUGGACUACAAGGACAAGGAAUACGACCCCUCGCAGAUUGAGCCCGGCUGGCACGCCUGGAUGUCAUAUAUGGUCGACAAGCCGCCGACCGAGGACCCCAUCCUGCAGCGCAAGGUGCGCGUCUGGGAGCCCAAGGAGCACCGCCCCACGCUCACUUGGAGCCGCUCCGGCUUCAAGACGUACAGCACCGUCAAGAGCAAGUACUCCCCCUGGGUGCCUGUCGCCGCGCCCCGCAAGUAGGCGCGCGCGAGACGCCGCCGUGCCCGCGCCUCUGUAUAUAGGUAGUGCUGAUCAAAUGCAUGCGAGACUGGCUUUU
Molecule: messenger RNA, 490 nt
Organism: Aplosporella prunicola CBS 121167
Lineage: Eukaryota; Fungi; Ascomycota; Dothideomycetes; Botryosphaeriales; Aplosporellaceae
Exons: 8
Coding region: 1-414 (137 amino acids)
Biological process (GO): response to oxidative stress; mitochondrial respiratory chain complex I assembly
Cellular component (GO): membrane
Source: RefSeq, a predicted model, not a curated record